Messenger RNA from Vitrella brassicaformis, 3794 nucleotides. Lineage: Eukaryota; Vitrellaceae. The record is from the annotation of a GenBank genome assembly.
UGCUCAUUCACGCGACGCAAUUGAGCUCCCUCCCUGGCUUCAUUUCGUGCAGGCUCGCCGGUACGACAUCAGAUCUCACUUUGAGCGCUGCGCCAUUGCAUUCGGCGAAGGCGGUGUCUGUGACGCUGAUAGGAGUCUAUUUGGAUUGCCGAGACGGUAUCGACUCCGCUGUCCCUUUGGACAUCCUGUGGCGAUGGCGGCUUGUGCGUGGCUUCUGUAUCUGCGCCUGGUGGUGACGAAGACUGUGAACCAGCCUUGGGCGUCCGACGAUGCAGAAGGGCUUAUGGCAGAGAAAGACUGGAGUUUUCGUAGGACGUGCCAAAAGUAGUGCAACGGGCAAUUAGGAAAGAGGAAAGGUCUGUCUAUUUGUCUGUCUUCUGCCUGUCUUGAGUGGGCGUCUGUCUGGAAGGGGAAGCGAUGAUGCGAAGGGACGUCACCGGGUUGAUUCCACCAAGACACAACACUCGCCCGACAAAAAUCCUACUGUCAUUGAUGUACCCACAACACAUUGCGUAAGCCAUUCAUGUCUCUGUCAAGCGCACAAUUCGACCACCGUAAGAAGGCUAGGACACAGAGGGGCGUGGAAUCGGUCGAUCGGAGUGUGAUCGUGCGUGGCCAGUGUAGAUGAAUCGGACUCGGCUCAAAGAGGAGGCCAAGGCCACCAGUAACCAACAUCGCUAGGGUGUAGCAUAAAACGCUCGUCCUACUCCAUAACCUGAGCUCCUCCAUCGCACGCACUCACCCCAUGGAUCCCUCCUCCUCGCGCAGACAGCCCACGUCGAUGGAUGACGUGUACGGCGCCUUUGGUUGCGACGACCCAUCGCAGCUGCAGGAGAUGUUCGGCACGUUCGAUGACAAGGUGCGCUUGUUUGCCUAUACAUGAAGCUGGCAUGGCAGAUCUGUGCAUGAAUGCGCUCGGACAUGAGUGCAUGUGUCCGUAUAUGUGUUUGGUGUCAACAGCCGCACGAGCAGGCGAUGGUGGCGUAUUGGCAGCGUGGCAUGGAGAGCGUGGUCAAAUACAAGUACGCAGACGACUCUUGAAGACUCAUGUCACACCUGGGUGUGUCUUGGUGCUUUUCCCAGGUCCUCUCUGGCAAUAUCUGCCAAGCAGCUGGUGCAGAUGUUCAAACAGCACAGAGAGAAGUUCCCCAUCGUGCCACAGGGUAAGCAGACAUCUGCAGGCACAUGUGUGCAUCAGGGCGCAUGCGUAUGCCCACCAUCCACCGCCAGGCCUACCGGCUCUCUUGGCGCGCCUCUGUCGAGACAAGAGCAUCGUACCCAUGUCAACCGUCCUGCCCGAAUCGGUUCUCAAACAUGCACGACACAUUCAUUCUUUCAUUCAUUCAUUCAUUCAUGAGAUCGCCAUUGAUGCGCAAUACGUGUAUGUGCAGCAGCCCAAGCACUGGCAGGCGGCAGAUGCGGCGCCCCAGCCGUCUUUGAUGCGCUCGAUCGCUGGUAUGCGGACAUCUAUACACGCAGAGGGGAGGGAGGGAGGGAUGACGUGCGUACUCUUACCAGGUGUGACGAGUCACGUUGUCUUCGGAGGUCUUGGCGUUAUCACCGCUGCUGCUUCAUACGUGGUACGCAUGGGCACAGGUGCCAUUGACAUCUGCACGUAUGUAUUUUGUACUGUAUACUGUUUCAUGCGUACAGAGUGGCCAUACGAGCCGGGAUAGCCGUGUCACGAUGGACGAAAGUGAGCGGAUGGUGGUCAUCAGUGUGCUUGAGGUAUAUAUGCACGUCGUAAUUCAUGAGUAGCAGAGAGAGAGAUUGGGCACGUACUGUCCAUUAUGUAUGCGUGUAUCUGUCUUGUGCGCAGGAGCUUGCUCAGGCGCUCGAAGCAGACCUACUCGCCUCCACGGUAGGCAACGCGCCCAUCCAUACGCACAAAAAUAUGAUGCGCGUAUGUGCUGUGUUGUGUUGUGGCGCACAGGACCGUUGCUGCGAGUGGUCGGACUCUUUGCUGACAGACGGCGAGGGCAAGGCCAUCCUGCUGUCACGAGACGACAUACGCAAGUUCCUCACACACCGUGUAUGGAUGUCUAUGUAUACAUGAAUGUGUCACACACGAGUGGAUGUAUGUGUAUGUGUAUGUGUGUGCACAGGGAGUGGGCAGCGAUCGUCAGAACAGCACGUGCACCAUGGCCGAGCAUGUGGAGAUCUUCGUGUGGUACCUCGUCAACUACAAGUAUGCACCACGCCGCGCCCGUCACGAGUCGCCAUCCAUACGUGAAUGAACGAAUGAACGCAUGCAUGCAUGUGGAUGAAUGCGUACGUUUGCAGGAGCAGCCUUGCUGUGCGUGUCAGUGCUGGACAGGGAGCCGUCAUAGAUGUGAGCACAUGAAACUUCACAGAUGCACGCGCAUUUGUGCACAGGUUCUGUGUGUGGUCAGGCUGUCAAAGUCGCCCUGCACACAAGCUCAGACAAGCACCAAGUGAGCCGACAAAAAAAGAGCCAUGAGGGAGGGAUGUCAUAUGACAUGUGCACCUUCACUCGUGCAGACAGCAACACUGUCGCUGAGUGACCACGACCGUGCUCUCCUGAUCGAGCGAUACGUCGAGGACAAGCUCAAAAAGAGAGAGAAGAACCUGCUCAACAAGUAUUGCCUUCACAACGAUAUUAUCACAUGAUCUGCACACAACCGGGCAUGUCGCAUGUAUAUGGUUGCAUUGUGGGUGUCAGGUGGACUGAGGUGGACGCCAACUGCCGCAGGCUGCUCAAAUAUGACAAGCAGCGUACGCAAUGCUUCCAUAUGUAUCUGCUUACACACAUGCGGCACGUGCGCGUGUAUGAGUGUCAUGCAGUGGCCCUGGUCGAGUUGAAGCGUCGCAACAUGAUCGCAGCGGAGCUGACCAAAAUCAAAAACCAGCUGCUCACCGUACCCCUCCCACACCUCACACACAUACAUACACACACACAUACAUACAUACAAUCACAUCGCACUUUCGUGGCGCGUGCACAUGUGCAGCAUUGCACUGCUGUUGCUUGUGUAUGUGUGUAUGUGUGCAGGUGUCUCAGUGCAUGCUGCAGCGUGAUGCAGCCGUGUCACUCAGCACGGUGACGGCCAUGCUGGAGACGACCACACAAGCCACAGCAAGCACCAUGUGAGUGACUGCGACGUACGUAUGGGUGUCACCAUUUAGUCGCCUGUGUGUAUAUCUGUCUGUUUGCUCCAUAUUCCAGUGACCGCGAUCGCGUCCUGACUGCCAUGGACAACGCUGCAGAUGUACAGGUAUGCACGUACGUGUCUGUCGAUCUGCGCCUUUCACCUGUGUCGACGCCUCACCACACACAGGACGAUUUGGCUGAGGUGAGUGCGGCUUUCUCGGCAGGCACCGACGCACGGCUCGCAGCUGCUGGGGUGAGUGAGUCAGAGAUGCGUGCAUGCAUGCACACAUCCAUCCAUCGUUCCCAUGUGUCCGUGUGUGGACGUCCUUGUAGGCGACUGACGAUGCGCUCGAGUCACAGUAUGCCGAGCUGCUCGCCGAGCUAUCCAUUCAAGACAAAGACAAGGCCGCGCAAAAGCAGGAAGCGCCAGACAACAAGCAGCAGAGGUACGUCUCGUCUAUACCAUGUAUGCCCAUGAGCCUGUCUAUGUGUUGAGCAGGGUGGAGCAGCUGUUGAACGACCUGCCAGCAGUCCCAAACGGUCCGCUCCCUUCACCAGACAAAAAAGAGGCGGCACGUGGGGAGGCGGCUGGUGCUCGUGUGGCCCAGUGACACGCUCUGUGCAUGCGGCUUUGUACAGUGAGUGUGCAUGCGUGUCAAAGGACACUUGUGUAUGAUACUCACGG